AUGCAAUCCACCAGUCACCACGGUCUCAUCCCAGACCGGUCCAAAGAACCUAUGGAAUCUGCCACCCAAACCCUCUCCUCCAGUGAUCCCCAGGAGCUGCCGGAUCCCAACCCAGAGGCAGAGUCCAAUCAGUCUUGGAAACCCAGAUUCGACCGUCGUCAAAGCUGGAGCAACGAAGACCACAAGCACCAGCUGCAGGAACGACUGCUGGAUGUCGAGCAAGGCCGAGCGACCGGGUUUACAGAGACGGGCCCAGAGCACUGA
Molecule: messenger RNA, 264 nt
Organism: Penicillium canariense
Lineage: Eukaryota; Fungi; Ascomycota; Eurotiomycetes; Eurotiales; Aspergillaceae
Exons: 1
Coding region: 1-264 (87 amino acids)
Source: RefSeq, a predicted model, not a curated record